Molecule: messenger RNA, 1725 nt
Organism: Talaromyces stipitatus ATCC 10500
Lineage: Eukaryota; Fungi; Ascomycota; Eurotiomycetes; Eurotiales; Trichocomaceae
Product: pantothenate transporter, putative
Exons: 2
Coding region: 44-1687 (547 amino acids)
Biological process (GO): transmembrane transport
Cellular component (GO): membrane
Molecular function (GO): transmembrane transporter activity
Source: RefSeq, a predicted model, not a curated record
UUAGAUAUACAAGCCUAGUUAUCUAGGCACUACCUGAGUAUUAAUGUCCGACCAAAUCAAAAUGGACACGGGAGCUGCAGGCACAGCAACUCACCACAACCACAUCCUCGACUCCGAAGCCAUCAAACAUGCCGACCGCGCUGCCGCUCUCGCCAAUGGUGAACGUCCCGUGCUAACAGAAGAAGACUCUAAACGCAUUCGGCGCAAAACCGACAAACGGAUCCUCGUGGUGCUGAUGUGGGUAUAUUUUCUACAGAUUGUCGACAAGACCGUGCUCGGGUACGGUGCCACAUUCGGACUACGUGAAGAUACAGGUUUAACGGGUAGUCAAUACUCACUCGUUGGCUCAAUUGCCUCUAUUGCGCAGUUGGGUUGGCAGCCCGUAUCGUCGUAUCUGAUUGUGCGUGUGCCUCAUCGGAUUUUGAUGCCUACUCUUGUGCUUGGAUGGGGCAUUGCUGCUGCGACGAUGUCUGCAUGCCACAACUAUAGUGGAUUGUUGGCGACGAGGUUCUUUCUGGGUUUGUUUGAGGCUGGUUGUUUGCCACUGUUUAGUGUGAUUACUGCUCAAUGGUAUCGACGGGCUGAGCAGCCUCUCCGAGUGGCUCUGUGGUACGGAACGAACGGUAUUGGGAAUAUUUUCUCGGCUGCGAUCAGUGUUGGUCUGGCGCAUAUUCAUUCGGAUGUGUUGAGAUCAUGGCAAAUUAUCUUCCUGUUUGUUGGAUUACUCACUAUCGUGACUGUCCCCUUCAUCUACCUCUUACUCGACAACGACAUCCCCUCCGCCCGCUUCCUCACAGAAGAAGAAAAACGCAUGGCUGUCGAACGUCUCCGAGCCAAUCAAACCGGUACUGGAUCCCGCGAAUACAAAUGGAAUCACGUCUGGGAAGCGCUCAUCGAGCCCAAAACAUGGCUCUUCUUCUCUAUGAGCUUUCUGCUCAACGUCGGCGCCAGCGUUACCAAUAUCUUUGGUCCUCUGAUCUUGAAAGGUUUCGGUUUCGACUCCUACAAGACUAGUCUAUUGAACAUGCCGUUUGGCGUCAUGCAAACCUCUGUUAUCUUACUUGGUUGCUACUGCGCACAAAAGACCAGUAUCAAAGCCGCUAUUCUUUUGUCGCUCGUCGCCCCUGUUGUCGCCGGUCUAGCAAUUUUGUACGCCGUGCCCCACGCCGGCCACACUGCACCUUUGCUAGCUGGAUACUACCUCCUCGCAUUCCUCUUCGGCGGUAACCCACUCAUCGUCUCCUGGAUCGUCGGAAAUACCGGCGGAGCCACAAAACGAUCAUUCGUGGCAAGUGUCUACAACGCCGCCAGUAGCGCCGGUAACAUCGUCGGUCCGUUACUCUUCAAUUCAAAGGAUGCGCCUACCUACCACCCCGGUUUACGAGCCUGUCUCGCAAUCUUUAUCGCUCUCGUUGUCGUGAUUGCGAUCCAAUGGAUAAAUCUCAUCUGGCUAAACAAACGACAAGAAAAGAAGCGCGUUCGAAACGGUAAACCUGCCAAGAUGGUCGAUCAUUCCAUGCAGAAGCAUUACCAUGAUUUUGCGGAGGAUAAUAAGGCCACUAAAGUUGCGCAGGUUGAGAGGGUUGAGAGUCAGGUUAAUGUUGAGGGAGGUCAAGAGGAGAUUGGUGAGAAUGCGUUUUUGGAUCUGACGGAUCGUCAGAAUGAUGAGUUUGUGUAUAUUUAUUAGUCUAUCCGGUGGUUAUCAAUGUUCAUGUCUUGUUCAUU